This is a messenger RNA of Fusarium sp. VM40, 657 nucleotides long. The record is from the annotation of a GenBank genome assembly. NCBI's taxonomy places the organism in Eukaryota, Fungi, Ascomycota, Sordariomycetes, Hypocreales, Nectriaceae.
AUGUUACAAUCUCCCUCGACCUCCGCUCCGGCUAUUGCGACUGUUGCCGAUGGCGUCGAUAAGACCAGAAAGGUGCGACGAAAGAGAAAGGCAGAUACUCAGGAUAAUGAACGUCUCUCCAAACGCCUGAGCCUGCUCAAUCUUGAGCGGAAUGGCAACAAACUCUAUGUCCCCGUUGAAGAACCCUCGACCUCAAUACCUCCUACCGUUGCUUCUUCUUCCGAUGUUUCCUCCAAUCUACCUGUCUCCGACGAGACAAUGCAACUAGAUGACUCGAAACAUAAAGUGUACAUUUAUAACAUGGACGAUGAGCUCUCCUCUGAUAGCGAAACCGAAGACUCCGGCAAGCUCGUCUUUCUUCCAGACAUCGAAAAGCAUCUGCGCGCAAACCGUAUUCCUCCCUCCGUACUAGCCAACAGCGAAGGGGAGCUGGCGGGCAUGCAAGUCGUGCUUUACAGCGACCCUAAGUCUUUGACGGUACCCGAGGAUAAAGACAUUGUGCGCAAAGCUAUUAUCGAGUCGAGACGUCGCACGAGGGAGUUGCAGCGAUUAGAGAGGGAGGGUAAGAUAGAACCGCCGACAAUACAGGAUAACACGGCGAAUAAUGCCAUCGAUACAGGUACAAACGACGAUCCAGACGCGAUGGACUUGGAUUAA